This is a messenger RNA of Tripterygium wilfordii, 1806 nucleotides long. Its product is annotated as sorting nexin 1-like. The record is from RefSeq and is a predicted model, not a curated record. Gene Ontology annotation, cellular component: endosome. Bases 277 to 1482 code for a protein of 401 amino acids. NCBI's taxonomy places the organism in Eukaryota, Viridiplantae, Streptophyta, Magnoliopsida, Celastrales, Celastraceae. The transcript is spliced from 11 exons. Gene Ontology annotation, molecular function: phosphatidylinositol binding.
UGCUCAGGUUGAUAAGUGUCAAUUACGCCGUCAAAAUCGUAAGAGCCCCUGUUGUUGCCGGUGACGGAACACUCACGACGUCAAACUGCAAAGCCUAGCGCGUGCGCGUCUACGACGGGGGUAGUGUCCAUCUUUAAUAACUCCGGUCCCGGACACCAGCCAACGGUUUCGCAUAAAGGAUCGUUUGCUCCUUGACAGGUCCGUCUCCCUGUGCUCUCCGACGAUCGGGUCAUGAUUCCAGCGUAUUGAUCUCACUUGAUUCUGAUUAAACUCGAAAUGGAACAGCAGAAAACUUCUUCUGGGUCCUCGCAGAGCCCUAGAUCUCAGUCAUCGCAACAGCCUUAUCUAUCUGUAUCUGUGACUGAUCCUGUGAAAUUGGGCAAUGGCGUCCAAGCGUACAUUUCGUAUCGAGUUAUCACCAAGACAAAUUUACCUGAAUACCAAGGGCCUGAAAAGAUUGUCAUUCGGCGUUAUAGUGAUUUUGUUUGGCUGCAUGAUCGCCUUUUUGAAAAGUAUAAGGGCAUUUUUGUUCCUCCUCUUCCAGAGAAGAGUGCUGUCGAGAAGUUCCGUUUCAGUACUGAGUUUAUUGAGACGAGGCGUCAGGCAUUGGAUAUAUUUGUAAACAGAAUAGCUUCGCAUCAUGAGCUUCAACAAAGUGAGGAUCUGAAGACCUUUUUACAGGCAGAUGAAGAGACAAUGGAGAGAUUAAGGUCACAAGAAACUGGAAUUUUUAGAAAGAAGCCAGCUGAUUUGUUGCAAAUCUUCAAGGAUGUACAAUCUAAAGUGAGUGAUGUGGUUCUUGGCAAGGAAAAACCUGUGGAGGAAUCAAAUUCUGAAUAUGAGAAGCUGAAACAUUACAUCUUUGAACUUGAAAACCAUUUGGCCGAGGCUCAGAAGCAUGCAUAUCGUCUAGUAAAGAGGCACAGAGAACUUGGGCAAUCUCUGUCUGAGUUUGGGAAGGCAGCAAAACUCCUUGGUGCUUGUGAAGGAGAUGCAAUUGGGAAGGCCUUUUCUGAGCUUGGGUCAAAAUCAGAGAUUCUAUCGGUAAAGCUGCAGAAGGAGGCCCAUCAAAUCCUCAUGAAUUUUGAAGAACCUUUGAAGGAUUAUGUUCGUGCCGUGCAGUCUAUUAAGGCCACCAUAGCAGAGAGGGCGAAUGCCUUCAGGCAUCAUUGUGAGCUGGCUGAAACAAUUAAGCUGAAGGAGAUAAAUCUUGACAAGCUCAUGCGAACCAGAUCAGAUAAGGUGGGAGAAGCGGAGAUUGAAUACAGGGAGUUGAAGGCAGAAAGUGAGGAAGCAACAAAAAGAUUUGAGACAAUUGUACGACUGAUGAAUGAAGAGAUCAUGCGUUUCCAGGAACAGAAAACAAUGGAUCUCGGGACUGCCUUCCAUGAAUUUGCAAAAGGACAGGCUCGUCUGUCAAAUAAUAUUGCAGAUGCCUGGCGAAGUCUCCUUCCCAAGUUUGAAUCUUUUUCUUCCGGAUGAACAAGAGCCUUAAGGGUAGCGAAAUACUGGUGCUCUUCGUUCUCGGGGGUUACUUGGGCAGCUCCUGGUUAGUGAAAACUUGGUUUACUAACUUGGCGUUUCAGGAGGCAAUUAUGCGACUAGGGUGUUGUACAAGAAGUUGCUAUAUUCCACUUUCUUUUUGUACAACAUGAUGUGUUCUUCUGAAACAUGACCCACACAGCAAAUGCCAUACUUUAGAUUACACAGAGUUUGUUAUAGAUUAAAGUUUUAAUUAACAAAUUUAUAACUCUUCUUAUUGUGCUUUUUUGCAUCCAUUAUUGUCUAAUUUAUAGUUGACGUGAA